Messenger RNA from Mesocricetus auratus (golden hamster), 1652 nucleotides. Its product is annotated as keratin, type I cytoskeletal 14. The transcript has 8 exons. Gene Ontology annotation, cellular component: keratin filament. NCBI's taxonomy places the organism in Eukaryota, Metazoa, Chordata, Mammalia, Rodentia, Cricetidae. The record is from RefSeq and is a predicted model, not a curated record. Gene Ontology annotation, molecular function: structural molecule activity. The coding region runs from base 100 to 1503 and encodes 467 amino acids.
CAUCGUUUUCUAACUCACCUGAGCAGCACUCUCUUCCCUCUGCCGACUCACUUGCUCAUUGCUCGCUGACUAGCUCACACUCUCGGCUUUCUCCACACCAUGACCACCUGCAGCCGCCAGUUCACCUCCUCCAGCUCCAUGAAGGGCUCCUGUGGCAUCGGUGGCGGCUCUAGCCGCAUCUCCUCUGUCCUGGCUGGAGGAUCCUGCCGGGCUCCCAGCACCUAUGGGGGCCUGUCAGUCAGCUCCUCUCGCUUCUCCUCUGGGGGAGCCUGUGGGAUUGGGAGCAGCUACGGAGGGGGCUUCAGCAGCAGCAGUUUUGGUGGAGGAUAUGGUGCUGGCCUUGGUGGUGGCUUUGGCGGUGGCUUUGGUGGUGGCUUUGGUGGUGGAGAUGGACUCCUGGUGGGCAGUGAGAAAGUCACCAUGCAGAACCUCAAUGACCGUCUGGCCAGCUACCUGGACAAGGUGCGCGCCCUGGAGGAGGCCAACACUGACCUGGAGGUGAAGAUCCGCGACUGGUACCAGAGGCAGCGGCCCGCUGAGAUCAAAGACUACAGCCCCUACUUCAAGACCAUCGAGGACCUGAAGAGCAAGAUCCUUGCAGCCACUGUGGACAAUGCCAAUGUCCUCCUGCAGAUUGACAAUGCCCGGCUGGCUGCUGAUGAUUUCCGUACCAAGUAUGAGACAGAGCUGAACCUGCGCAUGAGCGUGGAGGCCGACAUCAAUGGCCUGCGCCGCGUGCUGGAUGAGCUGACCCUGGCCAGAGCCGACCUGGAGAUGCAGAUCGAGAGUCUCAAGGAGGAGCUGGCCUACCUGAAGAAGAACCAUGAGGAGGAGAUGGCCUCCAUGAAAGGCCAGGUGGGCGGGGAUGUCAACGUGGAGAUGGACGCAGCCCCGGGUGUGGACCUGAGCCGCAUCCUGAAUGAGAUGCGAGACCAGUAUGAGAAGAUGGCCGAGAAGAACCGCAAGGAUGCCGAGGAAUGGUUCUUCACCAAGACCGAGGAGCUGAACCGCGAGGUGGCCACCAACAGCGAGCUGGUGCAGAGUGGCAAGAGCGAGAUCUCUGAGCUCCGGCGCACCAUGCAGAACCUGGAGAUCGAGCUGCAGUCCCAGCUCAGCAUGAAAGCAUCCCUGGAGAAUAACCUGGAGGAGACCAAAGGCCGCUAUUGCAUGCAGCUGUCCCAGAUCCAGGAAAUGAUCGGCGGCGUGGAGGAGCAGCUGGCUCAGCUGCGCUGCGAGAUGGAGCAGCAGAAUCAGGAGUACAAGAUCCUGCUGGACGUGAAGACUCGCCUGGAGCAGGAGAUCGCCACUUACCGCCGUCUGCUGGAGGGAGAGGAUGCCCACCUCUCAUCCACCCAGUUCUCCUCAUCCUCCCAGUUCUCUUCUGGUUCUCAGUCUUCCAGAGAUGUGACCUCCACCAACCGCCAGAUCCGCACCAAGGUCAUGGAUGUGCACGAUGGCAAGGUGGUCUCCACCCACGAACAGGUCCUGCGCACCAAGAACUAAGGCGUCUGGGCACUGCUCAGGCUUAGGAGGCCCCUGUGAGGACACAGAUACUGCUGAAAGAGGCCCUCUACUGUCCUACACUCUUCACCCUUUACUUGACCCUAACCCUUCUGGCAGUCAAUAAAGUUUCUUUUUUCUGAGUUGCACAA